AUGCUCAGCAACAUUGGGAUCAAGGGAGGUGACAGGAAGAGGGCUGUAGGCAGACUUGGACAAGCUGCAGAAAAAGCAUCCAACUGGCUUCUUCGUGAGAAGACACCCACUAUCAAGCUACAGACUCCGAUACAGAAGAAUACCCCCAGAGUCUCCCGAGAGGGGGGGGAGGAUGAGAGACUCGAUCAGACGGAUUCAACGACAACGACACGGCUAGUCCAAUCGACAUUGACCGGAACAAAGGCAGAGGUGAAGUGUAGAUGUGGAAAGGUGUGCAAGAACCUUAGAGGCUUGCGUAUUCAUCAAGGGAGAACGGCAUGCGGGAGCACGGCAAGGCAGCGGCAACGCUCAGAUUUUACAUCUGGUGAGACGUUGGAGGAUCCUAGUCAGGACUCAACCCACAGUACUGGGGACCUCUACGCAGCUGAGAAGCCACGCACCAAUUCAGCAGAUCCUGACAUUGUCUCGCAAGUCAGCGACAUCUUCGAAGAAGAUGACCCUCUUCUAGAGCUUUUAGGUACUCCAGAAGACCUGAGGCCAAACACAGACACACAGCACAACACCCGAAAUACAGCUUCCAAUACUAAUGCCACAGCCCAGAAGGUUAGAAUUACAUGGCCCAAGACAAGUGACAGGAACCUGUGGAAACAGUUUGAUGAAGACCUCAACACCAUCCUGGAAACAACACUCCAAGGGCCAGUAGAGAAGAAACUGAAGUCUCUGACCAACCUUGUCCACUCUAUCGGCAAAGAACGAUUUGGUGAGGUGAAACGGAAACCCACCAGAACCCCUGCACAGCCAAAUAGAAGACAACGACAGAUCACAGAGAUUAGGAAAGAGCUGAAGUCACUGAGGAAAUCCUACCAAAAAGCAAAUAUAGAGGAAAGACCCGGACUUCAGCAGCUUAGAGAUGAACUCAGACAGAAACUGACCGAUCUUCGUAAGGCAGAACAACUCCGAGACAAGCGGAAGAAGCGAGCCAAGAGGCGAGCUGAGUUCAUAGCCAAUCCAUACAAGUUUUCCAAAGGACUCCUAGACAAAGAAAAAUCUGGGAAGCUUGAAAGCAGUAUGGAAGAGAUACAACAGCAUCUAAAGGACACACACUCCGAUCCAGCAAGAGAUAAUCCAUUAGGAAGCUGUCCAAGAAUUGAACCAGUCCCAGAACCCACAAUUCCACUAAACAUAAAAGAACCCACAAUGAAGGAAGUAUCUGAUGUAGUGAAGAAAGCAAGAAGCGGCUCCGCACCAGGACCAAACGGUAUACCCUAUAAAGUAUACAAGAUGUGCCCGAUGCUACUACGAAGAUUAUGGACCCUACUUAAGGUGAUAUGGAGGAAAGAAAAAGUCCCAGAUUGUUGGCAACAGGCAGAGGGAAUAUUUACUCCAAAGGAAAAGGGCUCCAAACAUGUGACCGAAUUCCGAACCAUUUCACUGUUGAAUGUGGAGGGGAAAAUAUUCUUCGCUGUCCUGGCAAGACGAAUGACCACGUUCCUGACAACCAAUCAGUACAUUGACACAUCAGUACAGAAAGGGGGGGUUCCGGGCUUCUCUGGCUGCAUUGAACACUCCAGUGCCAUCAGUCAGAUCAUCCGUGAAGCAAAGGUGAACGCCAAUGACCUCACAGUUGUCUGGUUAGACCUCGCCAACGCCUAUGGCUCCAUACCACACAAGCUGAUUGAAGAAGCAAUGAAGCACUAUCAUAUCCCAGAGCAUAUACAGGGUAUCAUAAAUGGCUACUUUGAUGGCAUACAGCUUCGAUUCUCAAUCGGUGACCAGACAACGCCAUGGCAGAGGUUAGAGAAGGGGAUAGUAACUGGCUGCACCAUCUCAGUGGUACUAUUCGUGAUGGGCAUGAACUUGAUCAUCAAUGCCGCGAAGAGGGAAACCAGAGGACCAAAACAGCGUCAGGUAUACACCUCCCAUCCAGCAGGGGGUUCAUGGAUGACCUGA
Molecule: messenger RNA, 1950 nt
Organism: Dreissena polymorpha
Lineage: Eukaryota; Metazoa; Mollusca; Bivalvia; Myida; Dreissenidae
Exons: 2
Coding region: 1-1950 (649 amino acids)
Source: RefSeq, a predicted model, not a curated record